CGUUCGGCACACGCGCUGUGUCUCUUAUGGUGACUGAUCGCUGAUCGUGCAUUGCGCGCUUGCUUCCGCCGUGUGAUUGUGUGUUGUAAUCGUUGGCGUUGUAAUUUCGUAUGACUUACCGCUCGGUCAGGGCUGUGCUAUGUUCUCCUUACUAGGCUUUCUGUCCAAGUGUUUUGAAGUGAGCUGGACAUUGGGUGUCAAUGUAGUCCUCUUCACCGCCAAUGGCGUUCGUCCCUACUGGACGCCGGCGAACAUUUUCGUCUUUUCACUCGCAGCUUCGUGGGUUAUAUACAUCUGGGAAACUUAUUUAUCUUAUAGACAGUACAAAAUAUGCAAGAAGACAGUGACCAUUCCGUCGGAAGUGACAGCAAUAACGGAUCAGGAAACGUUUUCAAAGGCCCGUCUCUACCAGUUAGACAAGUUUAAAUUUGGAUUUCUCUCUGGGCUCUGGAAUCAACUUGAAACAACCCUCGUUCUACUCCUCAACGGCAUUCCGUUCUUUUGGUCACUCUGCGAAAAUUGGUCCAAGCAAGUUGGCCUUGGAAACGGUGAGCUCAUGGUAACGUCGCUUUUCAUCGUGCUCGGUGCCCUUCUUUCCACUGUGCUGGACCUGCCGUGGACAAUAUACUACACAUUUGUAAUUGAGCAACGGCACGGAUUCAAUAACCAGACUGCCAGAUUCUUUGCUGUUGACCGCCUGAAGAAAUUUGUCAUCAUGCAGUGCAUCAUGGUACCCAUUGUGGCAGCCAUUGUGCAGAUUAUCAAGAUGGGAGGAGACUAUUUCUUUGUAUACCUGUGGUUCUUUACACUGACAGUCUCUGUGUUGAUGUCAUUCAUCUACUCCGACUUCAUCGCGCCGCUGUUCGACAAGUUCACUGCGCUGCCCGAGGGAGAGCUCAGGACCAAGAUCGAAGCCCUUGCAGCCAGCAUUCACUUCCCGCUGAAGAAAUUGUACGUUGUGGAAGGCUCGAAGAGGUCGUCGCACAGCAAUGCCUACUUCUACGGUCUCUAUAAGGAAAAGAAGAUAGUCUUGUUCGACACGCUACUCGAGAAAAACACGCAAAGUGCCAAUGGAAUUGCGGAAGAGAAAGAGGGACAGCCGAAAGAACACAAAAAGUGUGGAUGUAACGACGAAGAAAUUCUCGGCAUCUUGGCUCACGAACUUGGCCACUGGAAAUUGAGUCACGUUUUAAAGAAUUUCGCCAUUGGACAGGUUCAUCUAUUCUUCUGUUUUAUGAUCUUUGCUAUGCUGUAUCAGGAUGCGAGGCUGUAUGAAGCGUUUGGAUUCUACGAUACUCAGCCUGUCUUUAUUGGACUCAUUCUGAUCUUCAUGUAUAUCUUCUCACCUUACAACACACUGCUGGAAUUCCUGAUGACCGGUCUGAGCCGACGUUUUGAGUUCCAAGCAGACGCCUUUGCCAAGAAGCUGCACCGGGCGUCGUACCUUCGCAGUGCCCUCGUCAAGCUCAACAAGGACAACCUGGGCUUCCCAGUCCACGAUUGGCUCUACUCUGCCUGGUACCACUCUCACCCGCCAACGCUGGAACGCAUUCGGGUACUUGGCCGCGCCGACGACUGAGACGUUUUUUUCCCUUCGUACCCUGCGAAUACUAUCCGUCGUCCUCGAUCGAGACUCGGUGCAAACCAGUUUCUUUUUUCUACUUUCGAAGCGUCGUUUACGAAGUACGCAACUAUGAGGAACAAAGAAACGGAUGCCCAAAUAAUUAAGCUGGAGUCUCGCGUGUGUGCCGACUGCUGCGAAUUUUGUACGUAAUUUUUCCGAGUGAAAAAAAAGGGGGGGGAAAGCUGCUAAUUUUUUUGCUCUCUCGCUGUACAGUGCGCCUGUUGUUGUGAAUUUGGUGCGUAAAUGUGCGUGUGCUUUGUAACUUAAUUUUUAACCCUCUGCGGGAUGUCACUCGUUAUGUUUAGCCGCAGUAGUAUUCUGAGAGAUCUUUAGGGCAGCACUGGCUUGAGUUUUAGCACCUGCUUUGAGCACCUUUUAAAAGGUUUAUAACCUGUUUCUAUAAUAGGUGCUUUGAAAGGCUUUAAACUUUUAAAGCGCCUUUUAUAAAAUGGGAAAUAUAUAGUAAUGAAAUAAAUAAUAAAAACAUUGUAAAAAA
Molecule: messenger RNA, 2120 nt
Organism: Ornithodoros turicata
Lineage: Eukaryota; Metazoa; Arthropoda; Arachnida; Ixodida; Argasidae
Product: CAAX prenyl protease 1 homolog
Exons: 10
Coding region: 140-1579 (479 amino acids)
Biological process (GO): CAAX-box protein processing
Cellular component (GO): endoplasmic reticulum membrane
Molecular function (GO): metalloendopeptidase activity
Source: RefSeq, a predicted model, not a curated record